Molecule: messenger RNA, 1617 nt
Organism: Penicillium manginii
Lineage: Eukaryota; Fungi; Ascomycota; Eurotiomycetes; Eurotiales; Aspergillaceae
Exons: 4
Coding region: 1-1617 (538 amino acids)
Source: RefSeq, a predicted model, not a curated record
AUGUCGAGCUCAGAGGCCACACCAGCGGUGCCUGGGGAUAGCCCCGCGAAGGCUCCAGCUAUCCACCCCAUCCUCCAAAAUGCCCUGCGCAUCACCCUAAGUGCGAAAGAGUACCGGGCCCUUCACGGCAUCGCAGCUAAACGCGCACCCAACGUCAAAGCGAAGCUUAUAUCGCCAUCCAGUUUUGAUGUGAUGGCUCAGUCGAAAAACCGACAUAGCGAGGCCGCUCUGCGCGCCUCGCUGCGUCUGUUUGUGGGCUCUGGCCUUGUCUUGAAGCUGCUUGAAGCUGUAAUGAGUCGGGUUCGAGGUGGCGCGGCCGAAAAAAAGCCUCGCACAGCGCUUCACCGAUCGCCAACCCUCCGUCUUUCCUUUUCCCUUUCCCUUCUACUUCUGCUCCACCGUCUCCUAUACCGGUUUCUAGUCCGACUACGAGCAAACCUGCGCACCGACGAUGCAGAGCCAUUCCGCGAGCGCAAUCCGCGUAUUUCGCGCGCGCUUACUUCGCGCUUUGCCCCGGCCGUCGGCGCAAGUCUGGCGGGCCUUGCUGUUGGUAUUAUGCCACAGGAACAACUUCGGCUUACCGGAGCCAUCUACUGGAGUGUGCGAAGCUUGGAAUUUUUAUUCAAUGCAGUGGACUCCAAAGGGCUGCUUGAUAAGCGCCCGUGGUGGUUCGGCAGCUGGCUGCUGAUGCCGGUGUCGUGCGCCCAGCUUUUCCACGCCUUUGUGUUUGAUCGCGAAACAACCCCCAAAUGGUUUGGCAAUGUCAUCAUGAGGCUCUCCCCGAGCUACAUCCCCGGUCGACCGGAGUCUCUCCCGAGCAACAUUUCCUGGCCGGAGAAGGAGCAGAUCGUGGACUCCCUGGCAUCUAUUGCGGAUCUUCGCUGGCCGGCGUUUGUGUCCCCUAUUUUACACCCAGGCGACCCUAAUACCCUUCCUUCCGCAGUGGCGGCCAUAUCCCCCAUUACAGGACCCGCGCACCCAUCGAUCACGCAGUUAUCGUGCGCCCUACUGCAUCCAGGUGUUCCCAGCUGCAGCACGGCCUUUUUGCAUCACAUUCUGCUCUCCGUGCCUCUUCUGGCGCGCUUCCUCACAGCGGUCACACUAGCAUUGAGCAUCCCCAAGAUCAAGAGUAUUAUUACUCAGCCUAUCUCAUCCAUUGACUCCAUCUCCAAGCGAAUCAUCAAGAUGACUGCCGUUCUUUCGGUUGCGAUUGGCGCGGCUUGGGGCAGUACCUGCAUGCUGAAUAGUACCCUACCUCGUUCGACACUAUCUACCAAGCGUUUCUUCCUGAGCGGGGCUCUAGGUGGACUGCCCUUCAUGUUCCUUAGCAGCAAUCGCAACAUCUUCCUGUACUUCUUCCGAGCUGCGAUUGACUCGGCCUGGAAGACCGGUGUGAAGCGCGGAUUAUGGAAGGGUCGUCGGGGCGGGGAUAUGUGGAUUUUGGUGGCAUCUUGGGCGGCGAUCGGCUGCAUCCUCGAAGCCAAUCCUUCAGCUGUUCAAGGUAGCGGUCUACGCAAGGGGCUGGUGUGGAUGCGAGGUGACGGAUUCGUCGAUCCCGAAGCUCUCGAGAAGCGUCGGGCAGCACGACGCGAGUCAAAGAAAGCCGAGAACCCAUAA